Molecule: messenger RNA, 345 nt
Organism: Daucus carota subsp. sativus
Lineage: Eukaryota; Viridiplantae; Streptophyta; Magnoliopsida; Apiales; Apiaceae
Product: cyclin-dependent protein kinase inhibitor SMR6
Exons: 1
Coding region: 1-345 (114 amino acids)
Biological process (GO): regulation of DNA endoreduplication
Cellular component (GO): nucleus
Source: RefSeq, a predicted model, not a curated record
AUGGAAGGAGAAGUUGAAGCAGAAGGAAAGAAAUGGCUGCUUACAGCUCUGACAAGUCCUCUGAAACCUAUACACACAAAAAAAGAUGAGCACAAGAAAGAAUGUGGUGAUGCGCAUGACCAGGCUGCGUUUGAUGAAGAAAAGUGCACUACACCAUCGUCUGAUGAAUCAAGAAUCCCCAGUAGUAGGCUUUCCCAGUGUCCAGGGGCUCCGAGAAAGAGGAAAUCAUGUUCAAGAAUUGAUAAAUUUUGUGGCAAAAGUAUCGGUAGAGAAUUUUUUAGUCCUCCUGAGCUAGAAAGCUUGUUUAUGAGCUCUGUUGAUCAUCAGAGAAGCAAGUUUUCUUGA